AAUCUUAGAUGACAUCAUGUUUCAUACGGUGUUUGAUUGAUUUUAUUAUUUAUAUUAUUAGCCUAUGGGUUUUUCUCUCCAUAGCUCGUUUUAGGUCUUCAUCAUUUUACAGUGUUCUGUAUCUUUAAUUUUUUCUUAGUGUCGUUAAUCGACGUGCAUUCGAAGUCGAAGAUAUCGGUUCAGUUGUAUGAAAAUAGUAAAUCAUUGUUUUUAGGUUGAUUUAUUAACUAGUAAUAGCAAUCAGUUGAUAGAGCAACCUAUCAAAUCUGCGUCCGUCAUCUUUCAUCACACAUUUGUUACGAUGGCUAAUCACGACGAUGACAAAAGUGAGAGUUCCGAAAUAAGAACGGAAAACGAGGCAGAAGAGGCCGAGGAACCUGACAAGAUAUUAAUUAUAGAUCCUGAUAGUGAGGAGUUAGAUUUUAAUCACUCGAGAUUAACCAAGCUGGAAAAUCUAGAACCACUGACGCAAAUACGAAGAUUAUGCUUCACGUGGAACCUGAUUAAAAAGAUAGAGAAUCUUGAUACGCUUACAAGUUUAGUGGAACUGGAAUUAAGGGAUAAUCAAAUUAUUACCAUAGAGAAUCUAGAUGCUCUUGUGAAUCUGGAACUCUUGGAUUUAUCGUUCAAUCGUAUUAAGAAAAUAGAAGGAUUGGGCAACUUGUCAAAUUUGCAAAAAUUAUUUUUAUCGUCAAAUAAGAUUGUGCAAAUAGAAAAUCUCGCACAUUUGACAAAUCUUACAACAUUGGAAUUAGGUGAUAACAAAAUACGUGAAAUUGAGAAAUUGGAGAGUCUCGAGAAUCUGACUAAUUUGUAUCUUGGUAAAAACAAAAUUACCAAAAUCCAAAACUUGGAGAAUCUGAAGAACUUGACAUUGUUAAGUCUACAAAGUAAUCGAAUCACGAAGAUUGAAAGUAUUGAAGAAUUAAAGAAAUUGGAUCAAUUAUAUUUAUCUGAAAAUGGUAUUACAUGUAUAGAAGGCAUAGAAAAUUGUCCAGAAUUAACGACGUUAGAUCUAGCUAAUAACAAAAUUAAAAAGAUUCAAAAUAUGGAUCAUCUUGAAAGUCUUGAAGAAUUAUGGAUGAAUAAUAAUGAAAUAGAAGAUUGGAACACAUUAGAGAGUUUAACAGCCAAUAAGAAACUGCAGACCGUGUAUCUGGAGCACAAUCCCAUUGCAAAAGAUCCAAAUUACAGAAGGAAAAUAAUGUUGCUGUUACCGUGGCUCGAACAACUGGACGCCACUCUUUGUAAAAGAAAAACGGGCUAACAAAGGAAGAAAUAACAAGUAAAAUUAUAAAAAAUAGAAAGUACGACUAAAGAAAUAGCAAAAAAUUGUUCAUGAAGGAUCCAUGUGAUGGAAUACAUAUAUAGUAUUGUUAUUUUCUUCUGUUGUAUCCAAUACAAUUGGAUUGUAUAGAGGCUUGGCCACAGGAGAUUAAUAAUAAUACUUAUAUCGAAAACACGCUUGAUAUUAGGCUAUUAUGUAAAACUAUUCGAUGUCGAAGUUUAUUUGAUGAUCUGCUCCUUUCUUUUGUAACAAAAAAACAAAAAUAGAUAGUCGAUUCGAGUGUCAUUAUGAUGAAUUAAAACAAUUCUCUACUACGAAUAAAUCAAUAUAUUCUCUUCCUCUUCUAAUUAUAUAUAUUAUUGUACUAUUGCACAUUUAUAUGAAAAUCUAUUUGCACAUAUAUAUUUAUCAAUUAUGUUAAGAAUCUAAAAGAUCCAAUAGAUCGCAAGUAUUCCAAUUAUUUUUAAGAUAUAUUUCCA
Molecule: messenger RNA, 1767 nt
Organism: Monomorium pharaonis (pharaoh ant)
Lineage: Eukaryota; Metazoa; Arthropoda; Insecta; Hymenoptera; Formicidae
Gene: sds22
Product: protein phosphatase 1 regulatory subunit 7
Exons: 5
Coding region: 302-1267 (321 amino acids)
Molecular function (GO): protein binding
Source: RefSeq, a predicted model, not a curated record